Molecule: messenger RNA, 2285 nt
Organism: Dendroctonus ponderosae (mountain pine beetle)
Lineage: Eukaryota; Metazoa; Arthropoda; Insecta; Coleoptera; Curculionidae
Gene: nudE
Product: nuclear distribution protein nudE-like 1-A
Exons: 8
Coding region: 16-1005 (329 amino acids)
Biological process (GO): centrosome localization; vesicle transport along microtubule; mitotic centrosome separation
Cellular component (GO): kinetochore; kinesin complex; centrosome
Molecular function (GO): microtubule binding
Source: RefSeq, a predicted model, not a curated record
ACCUGCGUAGGUCAAAUGAAAUUGUCGACUAGUUGCAAUAAUCUGUGGUUGAAUUACGUCCAAAUACGUCUGUCGACUUGUCGUAUUGUAAAGACGUCAAAAAUAACGACAAUAAAACAAAGUAAAAAAACAACUUGCUCUGGCCCCCAUUUAACAUAUUCCAAAAUGAGUACUAGUAUUGAACCGCCCAAGUUUGCCAGUCCAGAUGAAGAAAUCAAGUUCUGGAAAGCCCUGGCUCUAAAGUAUCACGAAGACCUAGAGAAAGCCGGCCAGGAGGCAGAUGAAUUCAUGAUGGACUCUAAACAGCUUGAGAAGGAAUUGGAGUCUACCAUUGAUCAGAAUGAGAGAAAGAUUAAAGAACUCAGUAUUAGUAACAACAGGGCUCAAAACGAAGUUGACGCAAUAAGGGUCAAGCUGGACAUUUGUUUCAAAGAAAGAACUAAUCAACAAACUGAAAUUGACCAACUGAAAGCUGAAAAACAAGAUCUUAUCAGCAAAAUCAUCGAACUGGAAAACUGUAAUGAUGACCUGGAACGGUCCAGAAGAAUAAUUGAGGAAAGUAUGGCUGGUUUUGAACAAGCUCUCAAUUCGGCUCUUGAGAAAAAUGCAAUGUUAGAGAAUGAGGUCGAUGAAAAGGAACGUUUAAGGGAAAAGUUACAAAGGCUGGCAGACGAAGUGAGAGAUCUCAAACAGGAACUUUUAGUAAAAGAGAAGGAACGAGCCCCUGACAACGAACGAUACAUGAAUGGAUUUAAGAGCCCUUCUAUAGAUAACCGACUGAAAGAGAACGAAACACAGACUUCAACGAAUAAACGAGAAUAUCCACCGCAAUUAACUCCAGCCUCACGAGUGAUGGCGCUGAAUAUUGUGAGCGACUUAAUACGAAAAGUCGGGGGCUUAGAGCGGCACCUAAACUAUACCGAACUACAACCCGUUGAGUUAAGAAAAAAUCAACGUUCUUCACUUAACGGUUCUCCGCCAGGUAUUAAUGGGGUAUCAAAAUAGGGAAAGCUAAUUUUUACUUAUUGAAGUCGAUUAAACAAAACAACUGAUUAACCAGGCGGGUGCAAGUUUGGCUCUGGGGUAAUUGGAGGGAAUAUUUUAUGUAGAGCGAUUAUUAACAUUGUUGAACUGCAAACUAUGUAAUACUCUGAUGACAGGUUUUGAAAACCGAAGAAAUUAAAAUUGAUGAAAGGCCAUUUAUUACGAAUAAAUAAAGUCUUUUAAAAUUUUUAGUUCGUUAGUUAUACUCUCAUGGGUAUUCCCUUCAAGAACAGCAAUAGGAAAUGUGUAAAAAAACUCACCGUGAUUCUUCUUAUUGACAGUAUUAUAGUUCCUGGACUGAUAUUAUCUAAUGUGAUACUUUGAAAUUGAGCAAAAUUUAGUUUACUUUUGUUUUUCCUGUUAUAUUAUAUAAUAGGUCAAUCUUAUAUGAGCGGGACUUUAGCUGCAAAUCUAUAUUCUCAAAGCAUAAGUAGAUAGGUAUAAAAUGGCAGUUUUUCAAGAUAUUUUGGGAAAUAUGUAGCGCAGGGGUCUAUUGUCUUUCCACUAGAUUUUUUAGAUCCUUUCGACUUUGAGAAACUAUAAGUACUUAAUUAUGUAAGUUGUUUUAAAUAGUGAAACACAGUUCACUAUGUAUUAAUGACCAUCAAGUACAAUAUAUUUUUUUACGGACAGCUCUCUUAUUAUGUGAAAUUCCCCUUUUUUCUGCUUAGGAAUUCCUAAUAUAAAUUUCUACCGUUACCAACAACUGUUGAAUACAUAAGCCAACAUGCCCCUGCCCUUAUUUAGCCAUCAGUAAAAACAAGAAUAUAUAUACAUAUUUACAAACUUUAAUUAUUACAUAUUUGCAAUGCGCACUAACAGAGCGUUUUUUACACUUUUAUAUUGUGUUCCUACUCACAUCGGUGAGUCUCUCUAGAGGCGAGUUGUUUAGUUUAAUUUAUUUUAGCAGGUAAAACAAUCCCUAUUCGUUUAAUAUGGUGCGUAUAUUAAUAUAGAAUAAUUGAUUUGGAAACAUGUGAUCUUAUUUUUUUAUGUCAUUAAUUGUUGACAUAAAUUAAAUAGAAACGCUUUAGUUAGCCCAGAACUUAGGCGGCCAAGUGAUAUGUACAGAUGGUUAAUUUUCUUACUAGAACAGUUCAAUAACGUUGCUCUAAUUUAUUUCCUGAUGUAAAUAAACUGUUGGUGGAAAAAAAUAAACAGUGUACCCGACACUUUGAUCACUUGGUGCCAAUAAUUGUAUAUCAGAUACCUACAUUAAUAAAUGAUGUAAAAUAUGUAAA